AAGUGACGAUAAAUUUGUGACGAUUUCUAUCGUAUUAUGCAAGCUUUGCUUAAGUGUUAAGUACAGUGGAACGAAAGUAAAUAAGGUGUGCGCUAUUACUGAAAUCGACCACCUUUCGUUGACCCAGACCUCUAUACUUUUAAAUAAGUUUUUACACAAUUAUUAGAUGAAGCGUGUGGGAUCGUUUGUUGGUAUAUAUAUAACAAAAAAAAUAUGUAGGGUUAGUUGAGGUGCACGCUUGAUCCAUAAGGCAACAGUAAUGUUUUCAAAGAUUUUGGCUUUCACUGCCAUUUUGGCCACUACCACUGCCAUUUCAGUCGAACAUGGAGACACCUCAUACUCAAGCUACAACCAGAACCAAAAUGCAUUCCAACAAAUCCAGUCAGCACCCUCUUUCGUGGAACCGACUCAAGCUUAUUCAGCUUCAUCCUAUUCUGAGCCUGCUUAUACAAAACUGGCUCUUUCGGUAGCUCCAGUUGUUUCAUAUUCCGCUCCAGUGGCUCAAGUUAUUGCCCCAGUUGCUAAAGUUCCUGCUCCUCACUAUUCGUCAAGUCCAGCUUACAAGGAAGAGUACGCACCAGCUAAAUAUGAAUUCGCGUACGGAAUCCAAGAUGCCCACACUGGUGACUUCCACUCCCAGCAGGAACAACGUGAUGGUGAACACGUGGUGGGACAGUACUCUCUUCAUGAAGCUGAUGGAACCGCACGCGUAGUCAAGUAUUCCGAUGAUGGGCAUGGCUUCAACGCAAUCGUAGAAAGAUCUGGAAGCCUUGCUAUAGCUCCGGUAGCAUAUAAGAAACUUGUAGUACCCGUAGCAAAAAAUGUAAUAACCGCCCCACAGGACCAUUAUUAAUUGCCAAAAAAUAGGAGCCAUUUACUUAUAUUGUAAAUUAUUUAAUUGUUAAGGAAAUACAAUUAUUAUUUGUGUGUUUGAGUAUUUAAAGCAGUUUCAUUACA
Molecule: messenger RNA, 957 nt
Organism: Cylas formicarius (sweet potato weevil)
Lineage: Eukaryota; Metazoa; Arthropoda; Insecta; Coleoptera; Brentidae
Product: cuticle protein 8-like
Exons: 2
Coding region: 260-853 (197 amino acids)
Cellular component (GO): extracellular matrix
Source: RefSeq, a predicted model, not a curated record